AUGUCGACUCCUGAUCCUCCGGUUCCCGAGGUGUUCCCCAUCUACCCUGAUCUUGCUGGAAAAGUUGCUCUCAUCACAGGUAUUGGCCAGGUUGGACCUGCCGAUAGCCUUUUCUGGGGUAACGGCGCUGCCACAGCCCGCCUCCUGUCCCGCAAUGGGGUCAAGAUUUUCGGCUGCGAUCUUCACCUCGCUGCUGCUGAGCGUACCAAGACUCGCAUUGAGGAAGAAGACCCCAAGGCCGUGGUAGACGUCGUUGCUGCCGAUGUUAUGAAGCCCUCAGAUGUCGAGGCCUUGUUCCAGGCUGUUAUGGAAAAGCAUGGAAGAGUUGAUAUUCUCAUCAACAAUGUAGGACAAACGGCGGCUGGAAACCCAGCUACCAUGUCCGAGGAUCUUUGGAGCCGUCAAAUCGACCUUAACCUUACCUCCGUUUAUCGCCUAUGCCACCACGUUCUGCCUGUCAUGCAGAAGCAAGGUUCCGGAAACAUUAUCAACAAUGCCUCUAUUACAGCUAUGCGCUAUAUCGGAAAGCAUCAGAUUGCAUAUGCCUCUGCUAAGGCUGCUGUGAUUCGAUUUACAAAGGCUGUUGGUGUUAUGUAUGCCAAGGAAAACAUCCGAUCCAACUGUGUGGUGCCGGGAUUAAUGUACACGCCUCUUGUUGAUAAUUUUGCCCGCAGCGAUGACCCGGGUGACCGCGAAGCCGCAAAGAGAAUCUUGGACCACAACUGCCCGAUGGGAUGGAUGGGAACUGGAGCCGAUGUAGCAAAUGCCGCUGCCUGGCUUGCAAGCGGAGCAAGCAGAUAUGUAACCUCCCACGAACUCGUUGUGGAUGGGGGAAUCACAGAAAGCACGGGAACUGGAUUUCUCGCACAAUAA
Clonostachys rhizophaga is the source of this 873-nucleotide messenger RNA. The record is from the annotation of a GenBank genome assembly. Lineage: Eukaryota; Fungi; Ascomycota; Sordariomycetes; Hypocreales; Bionectriaceae.